Thyridium curvatum is the source of this 1602-nucleotide messenger RNA. RefSeq lists its product as uncharacterized. NCBI's taxonomy places the organism in Eukaryota, Fungi, Ascomycota, Sordariomycetes, Thyridiales, Thyridiaceae. The transcript has 2 exons. Bases 1 to 1602 code for a protein of 533 amino acids. The record is from RefSeq and is a predicted model, not a curated record.
AUGGCCACUCAACGCCACAUUGAACCGUUCGACACUCCCGAACACGAUAUGUAUGUAAAGAACAAAGCACGUUCAGAUAUGAGCGCCGCGAAAGAAGCAUGCCUCGGCAUUCGAGAAAGCGACUGGAUGCCGCGUCCAGCAGAGCCAUCACCGGAAGCCUUCAAACCGAGAUCAUUGGACGAACUCCAAGGCUAUGUUCCGACUAAACUCGAAUUCUUGUUCAAGCACCCAAUUCGAGAGCGAACCAACGAGUGGUUCGCAAGCUUGUAUCUCAGCUUGCGCUCUCGGGCAUACGCGUUUGCAGACUCGAACUUUGGGAUGGACCGGGUCACGCAAUGGCCGGAAGAUAGUCCAUGGUGCAAAGGGUUCGCCGAAAGGUUUAUCGAGUCUGCCAGCAGGACGGUCUGCAGCGACCCUCUAGUUGGUGGAUGGGAUUAUGCCAUCACGGACACUCAUGAGAGAAGACUUCUCGUGAUGGGGAUUCUGUCCAAGGUGUUGAUGGAUGACGUCUUUGAUGUUCUGCUCUUCGGAGCGACAGCGGCGCAAAAGAAGAUACUCGAUAGCCAGGAUGUUGAGUACCUCGACAUGGGCGGCUACAUUCGAUCUGAAGCCCGGGCAAAUGAGGUCAGACUCAUGCUGAGGCACCGCAUCCUUGCUCCGGAGUUCUGGCCCGAGGUAGAAAGAUUGGCUCUGCAGACGACCAAGUUGCUCCUGCCCCUGAUCAAUCUCCAAGGCCAAGCUGCUCCGAAAGGCCCUUUCCCCAGGCUAGUCGAGAUAUACCAAGAGCUACACAACAUUAUCGCCGAAGCCGGCUACCUGUCGACCUGCAUGGCCUGGUCGCCUUCGAUUUUUCAGUUCAGCCUUCCCAACCCAGGACAACCCUGGGAUCUCGGCCAGGAACAUAUUGACUCCACUCCAUAUAAUACUUCCAGGCGCCUGGCCAUCAGACACGAUCAGAAGACGGAAUCUGCGGCAGGAGAAGCGAGCAUGGAAUCCAAUGAGAAAUCCAAGCUAUCAGCCGACCGGGCAGGAGAAGCGAGCAUGGAAUCCAGUGAGAAAGUCGAGCUGUCAGCCGACCGGGCAGGAGAAGCGAGCAUGGAAUCUAGUGAGAAAUCCAAGCUAUCAGCCGACCGGGCACUCAAAGUCAAGAUGGUUUCCUGGCCAUUGCUCAGACGCUACAAACCUCUGGGGCUAGUCAACUACGGCGGCGCACAAAAAGGACAAGACGUUGUCACCCUCGGGAAGAGCGAUGUCGUCUACUAUUGCGGCCUGAACGAGGAGGCCAAGGCAUGGGACGCUGGCGAGGGCGAACCCCUGAAGAAACACGUCAGAAGUGCACGUGCUGCAUCCUGGGGCAGACGCGCCAAGGUACUGUUUGUCGAGGCCAUAUUGUUUCUUCUAUUCCUGUCGCUGUUCUACCACGGCCCAGAGGAGGUACAGAAGUAUCAAGAGUUGCUCGCGCGGGUCAUGCCCGGGAACUGGAGGCACGGGGACCCGUAUGUCAGACCCAGCGCUCCCGAGGCUGGCUUCACCAUGACAAGAUGGCAUCUUCCCCGCCCGACUUACUGGCCGGAUACGAGGCCGGAACUUAAAGCUCCUUAG